This is a messenger RNA of Xiphophorus maculatus (southern platyfish), 3299 nucleotides long. Its product is annotated as low affinity vacuolar monovalent cation/H(+) antiporter-like. Gene Ontology annotation, molecular function: calcium:proton antiporter activity. The record is from RefSeq and is a predicted model, not a curated record. NCBI's taxonomy places the organism in Eukaryota, Metazoa, Chordata, Actinopteri, Cyprinodontiformes, Poeciliidae. Gene Ontology annotation, cellular component: membrane; endomembrane system. Bases 103 to 2358 code for a protein of 751 amino acids. Gene Ontology annotation, biological process: intracellular calcium ion homeostasis; calcium ion transmembrane transport. The transcript is spliced from 20 exons.
AGAAGCGGGGCGACAGCGGCGCCUGAUCCAGAGAAUAUGAAGGCUUGUGCUUGCGGAGAGUGAAUGGGUUAGUGGUGAGGGUGACUGGUUUUACUGGGAGAAAUGUCUCUGUCGUCCACACGCAGCUCAGACUCGACCAGCCGGAGGAGAAAGACCGCAGAACAGUCGCAGGAUCCUUCAUGUGUUCUUGAUCCUCAUACGAGUUACAAUCAUGAGGAGAUCCAUGACGGACUGCAGGAGACCCAACUACCUGAUGCCACACACACUCCGUCUCCACAUCACUCCUUAUGUCCCGCAGCCGCUUGUGCGAGCCAGCAUGUCUGUGAAGCCAGCUGGGAGGAGAUACAGAGCAAGAGAACCAUCAGAGUGGAGAAUGAAGUGGAGGCUAACAAGCUGGUCAACAACUACAGGUUUGGUUUCAGAAAGUGGAAGAGCCACGUCACGGCGCGACCGUUUGAAGACCGGUCAGAUGUUGUGAAGGAGCUUUACUCUGAACUGAACGUCAUCAAACCACAUUCAGGUCCAGGUCACUUCAUCACGUGUGGAAAUCUUGUGUAUGUGCUCCUGUUUGGUUGGUGGGUGUCUCUGGCGUAUUUUUUGGUCGGUAUUCUGAUGUUCAUCACUGUUAUCGGCUUACCCUAUGGGAAGCUUUGCUGGAAGUUGUGUUGCUACUUCCUGUGGCCAUUUGGAAACACGAUCCAUGAGAUUGGAACCACUUUGAGGAGAUGUUGUGAGGAGGCACCAGACUGUGAGUGCAGCGUGGAGACGGUGGCGGACAGCUCCUCGGUUCUGCUGCCUUCGGCCACAGAGGGACCGGCUCCAGAGGUGCCGGAACGACCUCCUCGCACUCCUUACUGGCAUCGUCUCUCCACCUACAUCUGGCUGCUGCUGGGUUUUCCUCCCCUGGCUGUCGUCCAUUCUCUGGUCUGCUUCGUCUCCUGGAUCCUGGUCUUCACCAUCCCGGUCUCCAAGAUGAGCGCUCAGACCAUGAGCGUCAUUCUGCUCCUGCCUCCUGAGGACGUCCUGCUGUCCUCCAGCUCUCACCUGAAGCAUCAAGGCUAUGAGACCAGAGCUCUGCUGUGCUGCUACCAUGCUGCAAACUGGUACUACUACAAAUACACUGUUGAUGGGAUCAAUGUGUUUGCUGUCAACCUCCUCCCCCUAGUUAUUGUUGCCCUGGUAAUCGGAUAUGUUGACAGAGAAAACCAGUUUGCCAGUUCAGAUGUCAAGUUUGCCACAGCGAUCAGCUCCAUCAUACCCCUGUCUUACUACAUCGGCAUGGGCAUCGCAAGUAUCGCCGCCCAGAGUAACUUCGCUGUCGGCGCUGUGGUGAACGCCACCUUCGGCUCCAUCACAGAGCUGACCUUUUACAUCACAGCCCUGCUCAGAGGCCACCGGGGGGCCAAUCCCUGUCUGCAGGAGGUCGUAAAGGCGGCGCUGACUGGGACUCUGCUCGGAUGCAUCCUCUUCAUCCCUGGCAUCUGCAUGAUAAUCGGGGGCCUGAAACACAGCGAGCAAAGAUUCAACAGCCGAUCUGCGGGAGUGAGCUCUGCAUUGCUCUUCAUCUCUGUGGGAGGUGUUUUUGCCCCCACGCUUUUCUCCAAGGCGUACGGGAACCUGGUGUGUGACGCCUGCACCAACGCCACGGGAGGAAACGGCUCGAGCAACGCCAGCGGUCCGUUUGUGUGCCACAACUGCCACUACGAUCUGAAAAAUGGCACUCUGUUUCGUGACCACAUCCAGCCUCUGGUGUACACCGUCUCCGCCCUCCUGCCUGCUGCCUACAUCAUUGGACUGAUAUUCACUCUGAAGACGCAUUCGCACAUUUAUAACAUCCAUGUUGGAGAAGGGCAAGAGACCGUUCAUCAUGGGACGGUGGUCCACUGGUCCCGCUGGAGGUCUCUGCUCAUCCUCAUUGUGGCCACCGUUCUCACGUCCGCUUGUGCCGACCUUGCCACCGAGCACAUCCAGCCCAUUCUCAACCAGCCCAACGUCUCUCAGUACUUCAUCGGGGUGACGGUUCUCGCAAUGGUCCCGGAGAUCCCAGAGAUUGUUAAUGGGAUCCAGUUCGCACUCCAGAACAACAUCAGCUUAAGUUUGGAGGUUGGAAGAUGCAUAGCUGUGCAGGUCUGCAUGCUGCAGAUUCCAAUACUGGUCUUUUUUAAUGCCUUCUGUGAUGUGGGCUUCGUGCUGCUCUUCAGCGAUCAGCACUUGUGGGCCAGCAUUUUCAGUGUCAUCCUGGUCAACUACAUCUUCAUGGAUGGCAAGUCGGAUUAUUUCCAGGGUACAGCCCUGGUGGUCGUCUACCUCAUCCUCCUGGCUUUGUAUUACUUUGCUCCGUCUCCAUCUGGCUGUUGAGAACAGAACCAAGUUUCAUCUCAAUUAGCACUUUAAAAAAAUUUUUUUUUAAAUAUGAAAGACUCAAAAUGAGCAAAUAUCAGUUGCACAGAAUCUCUGUGGGGUUUUCUGAGUGUUGAUGGGUGAAAUCUUGAAGGAAAUCUGAAGCGUUUUCUCCAUGCAAACAAAAUUAACUCAGGUAGGUGCUACUAAAUGCACUAUUAUAACUUGUAAACAAUAUUGAUAGAUGUGUAAUGUAUAGUUGAGUUGAUUUAUUUUUAAAAAAUAGUCCCUUUUUAAAAAUAUAAAGGACUAAAAGUAGUAUUUUUAAACUGGUACAAAAUACAUAUAAACAUAUUUAAAACAUUUGUGAAAGUUUGUAAAAGUUAAUCUCAAUAAAAGUUAAUUUAUGUGAUUUACAAUAAUUAUAACACUGAGCAGUUUAUUUUAUGAUUUGGUUAAAAUUUAGGUAUACACAAAACAUAAAUUACAAAAAAGGGCUUUAAACAAUCAAAUUUAACAAAGUUCGAAAUACCUCCUUUUCUUUGUUAAUAAGAUGAAUACGUUUUUCUGUUUGAGUUGAAUAAGUUUUAUUACAUGGUUGAUGAGGAUUAACCUGCGUACUACUGCAGACCGAUUGAGCUUGAGCAGAAAUAAAACAUAUCUACACAAAAUUUCUCAAAAAAAAAACAAAAAAAAAAAAAACACACAGCUGCCUGUUUUUAUUGUUUGCACAGACCAGAGAACAAGAUUUACAAAACAAUGCAGCCAUAUUUUCCUCUGAGGAAACAUCCAUUUGUUCCCCAGAGGAUUCUGUACACAGCGACAUGCAGACCAUAUGCAAGCAGAAGAUUUCACUUUCACAGAAUUAAAACUUAAUCAGGUUGAUACAUUUGAGCUUCAAGCAUAAAUAAGGCCACAAAAUCUCAAAAAAAAAAAAAAGAGAGAGGAGGAUGGGGGGU